AUGUCUACCCUUUUUUUAAUAGGAAUGCACGGGACUGAAAAGUCCCAAACAAUUGUACAUAAUGAACACUUUUUUGAUAGAGUAAUUGAGCUUCAAGACUUAGAUUCCCUAAUGGUUACUUUGUAUAGGGACAGAGUCUCACCCUUUCCUAACCCCUAUAACUUUGAAACUGGCGUGUCUCUAGUUCUGUAUGACCCUUCAAGGUUUCAACUAUCUGUGCGGCAGUUGGAUGUUUUGUUCAAACGAUUUUUCCCAUCUUUUAAUAUUUCUGCAGUAGACCACACACAUGAGGAAAAUUUACAACGUCUCAACUGUGUUGAACGCGAAAAUAGCGUCUGUCGUAACAGAAUAACCAGGAUCAACCACUGGAUGUAUCACCAUAAUGAUGACACCCCAGACGGUAUCGCCAAGAAACAUUUUAGCACCAUUAAUCAAAAUUCCGCCCCAACUCAAGCAUGCCAAGCAAAUAUUUACACUUUAUUAUUGCAUUUAAAUGAUUCCAAGGCACAGCAUUUACAAAAGGCAUCUGUGCCAAGGUUGAUUCGCAACAUCGAGUUCAUGUCUUUCUUAUCAGAGCCGAUAGGAAAACUUUCUCAAGAUGGGUCACACUAUUGGAACAUUUUAUCAACUUGGGACUUCUGUGCCUUAUCGUUGAGCACUCAAGAAUUGAUUUGGUGCGGGUUCACGCUUAUCAAAAAGUUAUCUAGGGAUUCAAACGUACUCAUUGCAGAUAAUAAAUUACUGCUAUUAUUAUUUACUUUGGAGUCAUCUUAUCAUCAAGUCAACAAAUUCCACAAUUUUAGGCAUGCCAUUGACGUCAUGCAAGCCACAUGGCGAUUAUGUACAUAUCUUAUUAAGGAUAAUCCUGUGCAAACACUGCUGUUGUGUAUGGCUGCCAUAGGUCAUGAUGUCGGUCAUCCUGGGACUAAUAAUCAACUAUUGUGCAACUGUGAAUCAGAAGUUGCACAGAAUUUCAAAAAUGUCUCUAUCUUGGAGAAUUUUCAUAGGGAAUUAUUUCAACAAUUACUAACAGAGCAUUGGCCUCAAUUGUUGGCUAUUUCGAAGAAACAAUUCGAUUUCAUUUCUGAGGCCAUUUUAGCUACUGAUAUGGCAUUGCAUUCUCAAUAUGAGGAUAGAUUAAUGCACGAAAAGCCAAUGAAACAGAUCACUUUGAUAUCCUUAAUUAUCAAAGCGGCUGACAUUUCCAAUGUGACAAGACCUUUGUCAAUAUCAGCGCGUUGGGCAUACCUGAUCACUCUGGAGUUCAAUGAUUGUGCCCUCUUAGAAUCAUUUCAUAAAGAUCACCGUCCAGACCAAGACUGCUAUGCUGAUUCGUAUAAGAAUAUCGAUUCUGCAGAAGAAGAUCUGGACUAUAUUCAAAGUAUAUUGACGAACGUGACCAAUCCCGAUGACAUUAUCAAAGAUCAUCCGUACAUUCCAAAUGGUCAGAUAUUUUUCAUCAAUACGUUCGCUGAGGUAUUUUUCAAUGCAUUAAGUCAAAAAUUUUCAAAAUUGAAAUUUUUAAGUGAUAAUGUUGAAAUCAAUAAAGAAUAUUGGAUGAAACACAAGAAACCAAAUUAG
This is a messenger RNA of Saccharomyces kudriavzevii IFO 1802, 1581 nucleotides long. It is a transcript of the gene PDE2, whose product is annotated as 3',5'-cyclic-nucleotide phosphodiesterase PDE2. Gene Ontology annotation, biological process: signal transduction. The transcript has a single exon. Gene Ontology annotation, molecular function: 3',5'-cyclic-nucleotide phosphodiesterase activity. NCBI's taxonomy places the organism in Eukaryota, Fungi, Ascomycota, Saccharomycetes, Saccharomycetales, Saccharomycetaceae. Bases 1 to 1581 code for a protein of 526 amino acids. The record is from RefSeq and is a predicted model, not a curated record.